Messenger RNA from Culex pipiens pallens (northern house mosquito), 813 nucleotides. RefSeq lists its product as uncharacterized. The record is from RefSeq and is a predicted model, not a curated record. Bases 1 to 813 code for a protein of 270 amino acids. Lineage: Eukaryota; Metazoa; Arthropoda; Insecta; Diptera; Culicidae. The transcript has 7 exons.
AUGGGUGAACAGAUGAUGAUGAGGACGAUGGGAGAAAUCCUGCGCGUGGCCUCCAACGAGAGCCAGCUGAUGCUGGUCGGGCUGAAUGUGGCCUCGUCGGGCAAGUACAGCUGCGAGGUGUCCGCGGACGCGCCCUCCUUCCACACCAUGAUUGUGACCGGCGAUUUGGAAGUCUGCGAGGUUCCCAAACACGGGCCGAUGAUACACGGCAUUCGGCCCCGGUACCGGGCCGGGGACAUUGUCCGAGGCAACUGCAGUUCGGCGCACUCGCGGCCGGCGGCCAACCUGACGUGGUACAUCAACGAAGUACAGGCUAAUCCCUCACAUAUUCGCAUCCAUAAGCCGUUCCGGGAGCAUAAAACUGAUUUGGAAACUUCCGUCAUCGGGCUGCACUUUGUGGUGACCGCCCACCACUUCCUCGGCGGAAAGCUAAAGAUCCGCUGCACGGCCCGCAUCCACGAGAUUUACCUGCAGUCGUCGGAAAAAUCCAUCGAAGAGGAACGUCCCCGGGUCAUCUCGCAGGCAUCGUCCUCGUCGUCGUCGUCCUCGAACAGCAUCAACAUGAUCCAGAACAGCCCGUACGAUCAACUGCUGGACGACGAGCUGGACCGGAAGGACUUUAUGACACACUUGCACGGGGACAUGUCGUCGGCGUCCGGAAGUGCCCCGCCGGCCACGAGAUCGGUGCCAUCAAUCAGCUCAAUCCGGACCGGACUGCUGGCCCCGUGCAGCGCAGUGGGCCAACAAAAACAGCAAGCUUUUCGCGAUUGGCAGAGCUUUCCGCCUCCCAGCUACCACGUGACCCCCGUUUGA